CCGCUGCACUUUUCAAACCUCAACUGUAAGAAGCGUCAGUCAGCGUCUGUGCGGUCGCCGCCGGGAGUCUCCUCAUAGGGGUCUGGCUGACGGCGACCAGCCGCUGUGGGGAAGAGUGCGAGGUGAGCCUGUGUAGCCGCGGCCCCGUCGGAGGGAGGGCAGAGCCUGCGGCGGCGUAGAACUGCGGUCGAGCGGUCGGUGUGGGGGCGCCGGGGACCCUGUGGCGAGCCCGAAGGCCAGAGCCGGCGUCCGGAGCGCGGUUGUGUCCGAUAGCCUCCGCGGCCGGCGUCUCGACGUGGUCCUCGGAGUGGCUCCCGAACUCGCGUGCUGUGCGCGCGGGACGCCUUCACGUCGGGGCGGGUGGACGCUCGGGUCAGCAGCCCCAGAGAAACUUUGCGGCCAUCGCGUGGGCCGCUGUCAGUCCCAGCGUGGGGAGCCACAGCUGUUUCUGGGACUUUUUUUGACUUUCCUUUAAAGCAGUGGGAAUCCCUCUGUGCUUGUGACCCAUCCUCAGACUAGAGAGCCACAUCAUGGCCACGGUUUGGAUCUUUAUCCUGGGCCGGCCUUACCGUGGGAAAAGCGCUUAAUUUUGUUUCCCUCUCGGGAGAUAGAUGAGUGGAAACAGUUGAAAGAAACUUCACAGCCAGCUGGUGGCUAGUGUCUGUGGCUUGCGUUGGAACUAGAGUCACGCUGGCUUCAGCUUGCAAGUUGGAAUUAAGAAAUACUUCUGAAAGCCUAGGAAUUUCAAUCAUACUCAAUCAUUAGCUCGGUGUAUGACAUUCGCUGAGUGUUUGGAUGACGUCAUGUUUACAUCCCUGGCACCGAUAAUGCCGCAGGUUUGAUACCGCGUGGACUUUUUAAGUUUUCAAGUCUAGGAGAGAGACUGUACCUUGGGCAGCAAGGUCUGCAGAGAUAACGAGGCAAGUGGAGGCAUAUGAAACAUGGAAUUUUGAACUCAAGGAGCACAGUUUUAUUACAGAGAGAUAUAUAAACUCACUUUCUCAUUGGUGCAGUCUUCACGGUGAAAGUCAGUGCCUAGAGAAGCAGGCCUGGUAGUCAUCAACAUGUCUCGGAGGAGAUUUGAUUGCCGAAGUAUCUCGGGCUUGCUAACUACAACCCCUCAAACGCCGAUGAAAACAGAGAAUUUUAAUAAUUUCUAUACGCUUACCCCGAAAGAACUUGGGAGAGGAAAAUUUGCAGUAGUUAGACAGUGUAUAUCAAAGUCAACUGGACAGGAGUAUGCUGCCAAAUUCCUGAAGAAGAGGAGAAGAGGGCAGGACUGCCGGGCAGAGAUUCUGCACGAGAUAGCGGUGCUGGAGCUGGCCAGGUCUUGUCCCCACGUGAUUAAUCUGCACGAGGUCUAUGAAACGGCAACGGAAAUCAUUUUGGUGUUAGAAUAUGCUGCAGGUGGAGAAAUUUUCAACCUGUGUUUACCUGAGUUGGCUGAAAUGGUGUCUGAAAAUGAUGUUAUCCGACUCAUUAAACAAAUACUUGAAGGAGUUCAUUAUCUACAUCAGAAUAACAUUGUUCAUCUUGAUUUAAAGCCACAGAAUAUACUUUUGAGCAGUAUAUACCCACUUGGGGACAUAAAAAUUGUAGAUUUUGGAAUGUCUCGAAAAAUUGGGAAUGCAAGUGAGCUUCGGGAAAUCAUGGGAACGCCUGAAUACUUAGCUCCAGAAAUCCUCAACUAUGAUCCCAUUACCACAGCAACAGAUAUGUGGAAUAUUGGCAUAAUAGCAUAUAUGUUGUUGACUCAUACAUCACCAUUUGUAGGAGAAGAUAACCAAGAAACAUAUCUGAAUAUUUCUCAAGUGAAUGUAGAUUAUUCAGAAGAAAUGUUUUCAUCAGUUUCACAACUGGCCACAGACUUCAUCCAGAGCCUUCUAGUAAAGAAUCCAGAGAAAAGACCAACAGCAGAAUCCUGCCUUUCCCACUCAUGGCUGCAGCAGUGGGACUUUGGAAGCUUGUUUCAUCCUGAGGAAACUUCAGAGUCCUCUCAAACUCAGGAUCUGAGCCUCAGGUCCUCUGAAGAUAAGACCCCCAAGUCCUGUAAUGGAAGCUGUGGAGACCGAGAGGACAAGGAGAACAUCCCUGAGGAUGACAGCUUACUUUCUAAAAGAUUUCGAUUCGAUGACUCCUUGCCCAGCCCCCACGAACUCGUUCCAGAUUUGUUCUGUUAGCAUUUCUCUCUGUCAUUCAUCUGGACUGACUUGGAAAUUUGAAAUCUUCUCUGGUGUCAGAUUGUGUUUGUAGCUUCAUAUAUAAUAUGUUUAUAUUAUAAGUGCACUUUUGCUUAGAAGAACUUAAGGAACAGUUCAAAUGCUAGCCUUCUAUUAGCUAGCAUAUCAUUUCCUGUCCUGAAAUUGUUUUAUAGAGAAAAAUAUUUAAAUAUAUGACAAAACUGUAAAUUUUGCAUGUGAGUUCAUAUGCAACUGAAAGAAUUCAAGUUCAGGUGAAGUUAUAAAAUGGGUUAUGUUAUGUUUAGUAAAUAUUGAACAAAAUGAAAAAAUAGGAAUUUAGUAGGUCCUCUCUAAGGUAAGCCCUAUACCAGAACCCUAUUAGCAGAGAAUUUUGUUUGGCUGUCAAGGGUAAACCACAAUAUAUACUGCUUUAUACAUACUCCAGAGAUAUUUUAUAACUGAAAAUGCUUCCCAGUUACCAAUAGCUUGAAAUUGUACGAUUCUUUCUGUGCCAUGUGCUCUGUGAGAAGGCACAGUCAACCAGAGCAGGGGAAACCAGAUUGGUCCAGGCUGUUUCUCUGUAAACUGACAUCAUUUCCAACUCACAUAUCUUGCACAUGCAUCCUAUUUCAGAUCUAGUAAGAUCUGGAAGACGGAUAUGCAUGGUAUGCAAAUAAAAGAGGACUUCAUCCUCUAGAAUUGUUAGAGUAGAGGAGAAUUGGGGAGUAGCAAAUGUGUUCUAAUUUCAGUCAGACAUAUUCAUAAAGGGAAAUGUUAAGUCCAGGCAGCUGACUGAGUGUUGGGUGUCUAAGUCUCAGGAUGCAAGCCCAUCGUUUAGAGCAUAGGCACUUCUGGAGUUCUUGUGUGAAAUUCUAGUGAGUGAGAAGGCGUGACAUGCAGCUCUCUUCAGGCUCCCUGUGUGUGUGUUUUCUGCUGGAAGCAGCACACGGGAGAGUCCAGUGUUGUCCGUGGUCAAUAUCUCUGUUCAGUCCUGUGGGAGGGGCUUAGGGAUGCUUUGGAGACCUCCCACUGGUGUCCACUUUAAACUGUAAUGACAUCAUGUUAAGAUAGCAGAUCUCAUAAAUAUGCUACUCAAUCAGACUCCAUUGCCAAAACAAAUUAAAAGCUGGUGUAUUUCCACAUUGAAGUGGGUGUUAGUCUAACAACCUGUAAAUUCUUGAAAUUGUUAAUAAAAUUCCAAAUUCUUUAGAUAACUUUAAACUAUUUAAAUUGAGCAUUGGUGUCUUUGUUUGAGUAAAUGUUGAGUUCCUUUUACAUCUUCGUUAUUUUUAAAGGAAAAAUUGUUUGCCUUUUGUAUAUGUGUGUGCAUAUAUGUGUACAGGUAUGUGUAUAUAUGUAUAGAUAGAUAAAAUAUAGCCUUUAAACAGCUUUAUGUUAGAUAUUCUUUCCUUUUGUAUUAUACUCAACUCAGGUGCCAAAGGAGCCCUCUUAUCUGAAUAAGUGUGCACAUACAUUCUUUAGAAGUAGUUUGUUGGCCCAAGAAGCCAAACACUGAAGAUGCUAAAUUUAACUCUUGUGUUUCUGAAGUUGAGAUGCUGUUGGUAAAUUAUUGAUUGCUUGUGUACUUUCCAUCAGUGUUAAUUCAGGUAACGUCAUUAGUCGGUCAUUAGGAAAUGUGGUAACUUUCCCAAACGGUGAUAUUUUAUUGUAAAACUUUAAAAAGUAUUAAUGCCAGAUGCCAAAAGUAAGCAUUUGAAAAUUUAGUUUUAAGUCACUUGUUUAAAACCACUUCUUAUUGUCUAUAUUUUUUCUGCGGAAUCCUGAGAUAGUUUGUAUGUUCCCUUCGUUAACGGGAUAUCAAGUUGUAAAUCCCCAUACCUUUCCUUGGGACAUUGCUCAUUGUAAACAGUAGCUAGUGGUUUCACAAUAAAAAACAGUCUUUCCAUAAAACCAAUUUACAAAUUUCCCAUGUUGAAAUGUGGAAAUAAAUGUCUUUUGAGAGAAUUAA
This is a messenger RNA of Rattus norvegicus (Norway rat), 4149 nucleotides long. RefSeq names its product serine/threonine kinase 17b (gene Stk17b). Gene Ontology annotation, cellular component: nucleus; endoplasmic reticulum-Golgi intermediate compartment; nucleoplasm. The record is from RefSeq and is a predicted model, not a curated record. Gene Ontology annotation, biological process: positive regulation of fibroblast apoptotic process; intracellular signal transduction. Lineage: Eukaryota; Metazoa; Chordata; Mammalia; Rodentia; Muridae. Gene Ontology annotation, molecular function: protein kinase activity; protein serine kinase activity; protein serine/threonine kinase activity.